AUGCAGCACCGAGGCUUCCUCCUUCUCACCCUCCUCGCCCUGCGGGCGCUCACCUCUGCAGUGGCCAAACAGAAAGACAAGGUGAAGAAGGGCGGCCCGUGGAGCGAGCGUGCGGAGUGGGCCUGGGGGCCCUGCACCCCCAGCAACAAGGAUUGCAGCGUGGGUUUCCGCGAGGGCACCUGCGGGGCCCAGACCCAGCGCAUCCGGUGCAGGGUGCCCUGCAAAUGGAAGAAGGAGUUUGAAGCCGACUGCAAGUACAAGUUUGAGAACUGGGGUGCGUGUGAUGGGGGCACAGGCACCAAAGUCCGCCAAGGCACCAUGAAGAAGGCGCGCUACAAUGCCCAGUGCCAGGAGACUAUCCGCGUCACCAAGCCCUGCACCCCCAAGACCAAAGCCAAGGCCAAAGCCAAGAAAGGGAAGGGAAAGGACUAG
This is a messenger RNA of Piliocolobus tephrosceles (Ugandan red Colobus), 432 nucleotides long. Its product is annotated as midkine-like. NCBI's taxonomy places the organism in Eukaryota, Metazoa, Chordata, Mammalia, Primates, Cercopithecidae. The transcript has a single exon. The record is from RefSeq and is a predicted model, not a curated record. Gene Ontology annotation, molecular function: growth factor activity. The coding region runs from base 1 to 432 and encodes 143 amino acids.